GGUACAAACACGGGGAUUAGGUAGGUAUCUGGCGAAUUGUUUGGCAAAACUAUUGGUUAGGUAAAAGCAGUAUUCACUCCACAUUUGGCUGGUGAGUUGGUAGAUAAUGGCAGACCUAAGAAUACUUACCUUUUUAUUGUUCCUGUUGUGCUUCGCUGAUAUUAUAAUGAGCAAAAUAGUCCUACCUCAUAAACUACGCUACUUGGAGAACAUGUUGAAUGCUGACAUGAUAGCAAAAUCAGCGAAGAUCCGGCAGCGAAUGGAAGCAAACCCGAACAACCAGGACAGCGAGAAGAGUUGGCCACUCCUCUUAGCUAAAUAUCAAGCUGAUGAUAAAAGAAACAUGCCCGAGUACUCAUACGAUAGCUUGUAUGCGAGGCGAAUACCUAAUCUUUAAUUAAGUAGCAUAAGAUAAUGUAGGUACCUACUAUAUACCAUGACCUUACCUAAGUAUUGUACGAGUAGCAUACGAGUAUGAAAAGUAAACAAUGCCUUGUU
Molecule: messenger RNA, 498 nt
Organism: Maniola jurtina (meadow brown)
Lineage: Eukaryota; Metazoa; Arthropoda; Insecta; Lepidoptera; Nymphalidae
Exons: 2
Coding region: 107-397 (96 amino acids)
Source: RefSeq, a predicted model, not a curated record